CUACGCGAGGUCCAUCAUCCGCACCAACUAAAGUCAAAAUUACUCGCGAACAGCUAGAAGAGUCGGUCGGUGUGCUUUAUAAUGAAGAGAAAAAAUCCUCUGUAAUUCGGUUGUGCAUUUUCGAUUAGGCCAAAAUUGGCUAGCGCGAAAACGGGUGCAAAUCGGGCGACCCAGUGCGUUCCUGUGCGGAUCCGUGCGAAUGGUGAAAAAAGAUGAAAAGCUGCGAGAUCAGUAGCAGCAGCAACAGCACUUUCAUCAUCAAUGGAAGCAGGAUCUCGUCGUCAUCAUCAUCAUUACGCCUAUCAUCGCCAGCAACUUGUGAUCAGAAACUAGCAACAGCAGAAGCACCAGCAGCAGCGUCAAGAAGUCAGAUUCAGAAGAUCAUCAUUCAUUAUGGAGGAGAAGAAGGCCGCAGCGCAUCGUCAUCGCCUUGGUCGUCGAGCCAGUGGCAAUCAUUGAAUGCGCUUGCUGGUGUGUUUUGAAUGAUGACGAUGAUGCCUUCCGAUUGCGACAGAUUAGAACACUAGCAAUCGUCAGUGGAUUUUCCUUUUGGUGGAAGUUGUAAACAAAAAUGUGAACACUGGAAGAUCGAAUUGAACUAUUUUUGGGAAAUUUUUGGCAGGGUUAGCCAAACUGGUCAUUACCUAAUCGUUCAGUUACUGAGAUUUCAACAGUCUGCUCUGUAGUUUUAGCAGGAUUUUAUUAAAAUUGUAGUGUUAGUAUUUUGUAGAAGGUAGUGAAAAUUUUAUUCGUUCUACAAGUUUGGCUUUUAAAAAUCAAUUGUGAAUAAGUAGUGUUUUGCGGAAGAUUUUUUUUUUUAAUUUUGUCGAUUCCUCGCUGGUAUACGACACAGCACAGUUACGCGAGUGCAGAAGAAUUCAAUCGCACAGUGAAGAUUUCAGGCCUUGAGGAGAGCCGAGCAAAAGAAGGAAACAAAUCGUCAAUCAAACGGGAAACAAAACAAAUCAUUUGAGGAGCCGCCGCGCCACAGCCGAAUGAGAUUGAAUCGUCUGCAAUUACGACGACGACCAAGACGACCAUGGGCAAUUGCAUCGGAAUUAAUCGGAGCGAUCCGGAAACCCUCGACACCGGAUCCGCCAACGUAACCCGGCCAGUGACUGGCAACACCUCAAGCUACGUGGGCACCCAGCGGAAGAAUCACCCGCUCUGCCACGAAACGAUCCGCUGGAAAUCGGAAGUGCCAUUAACGGAGGGCCAGCUGCGCAGCAAACGGGACGAGUUCUGGGACACCGCUCCCGCCUUCGAGGGCCGCAAGGAAAUCUGGGAUGCGCUGCGGGCAGCGACCAGUGCCGCGGAAGCGCUCGACUUUCAGCUGGCACAGGCCAUCCUGGACGGUGCCAACAUUUCCGUUCCGAACGGAUACCUCACCGAGUGCUACGACGAGCUGGGGUCCCAGUACAAGCUCCCAAUCUACUGCUUGUCCUAUCCGAUCAACAUAGUUAAGGAGGAUUACGGACGUGACUCGCCAGCCGAAUACUCGGAACCCGUCGAUGGAGGCACCGAAGUCGUUCUGAAGCUGCGACUCUCGUCCACCUGUACAGAUGUUAAAUUACCAGUUUAUUCUAAAGACACAAUCGGUCAAUGUAAAAAGAAACUCCAGGCCCAGGAAGGAAUCGAUGCAUUUACUCAGCGAUGGUUCUACGGGGGUAAGCUGCUAGGUGAUAAGAUGCACAUCGAUGAGGCCCACAUACAGCCCGGCUACAUAGUGCAGGUUAUUGUAAAUACCGAAAAACAAUCGUCCCUGGCAAUUAGCUAGCCAAGAAACAAUCGCAUUCACUCGCAAUCACACACCGAGGCGGCGCGAUGCGGCAGAAUCCGGAGCAGCACAGUUUCAGUGAAUGGCCGCGGUAGUGGCGGCGUUGAAGUAGCAGUCCUGGUGCUCUGGCUUCAUUGUCCACUGAGAGCACCAACAACGGCUGCUGCCGGAGUCCAGAUGUGUUAAUAUAUGCUAAAUACCUUUCAAAUUGAAGUUUGAUGAAUUUGAUCAUUUUUUUCGCUCUAAAGAUUCACAAACGGUCGCAAGGGGCUGCCUCUCAGGGGAAGCAUAUGGUUGUGUUACGAUUCGCAGUUUUCAGGAUGUUGAGAGCUAAUAAAAGAGUAAAACCUAUCGAGUAACGCUGAUGAUAAGAGUUAGUGGAAGGAGAGAAAAGCGAAACUAAUUUAAGUAAUCAAAUAGUUAUUACAAUUACUGAUAAGAAGUAAUUAAUAUAUUAUUGAGAGAUAACAAAGCAUAUUUAAAUUUUA
This is a messenger RNA of Aedes albopictus (Asian tiger mosquito), 2265 nucleotides long. Its product is annotated as ubiquitin domain-containing protein 1. Lineage: Eukaryota; Metazoa; Arthropoda; Insecta; Diptera; Culicidae. Bases 1040 to 1777 code for a protein of 245 amino acids. Gene Ontology annotation, molecular function: protein binding. The transcript has 4 exons. The record is from RefSeq and is a predicted model, not a curated record.